Molecule: messenger RNA, 4794 nt
Organism: Sparassis crispa
Lineage: Eukaryota; Fungi; Basidiomycota; Agaricomycetes; Polyporales; Sparassidaceae
Product: Glycogen debranching enzyme
Exons: 14
Coding region: 1-4794 (1597 amino acids)
Biological process (GO): glycogen catabolic process
Molecular function (GO): amylo-alpha-1,6-glucosidase activity; 4-alpha-glucanotransferase activity
Source: RefSeq, a predicted model, not a curated record
AUGGCUAAAGGCAAAAAGUCCAGAUCCACCCUCCACUCUGUCAAGAUUCCCAAUGGCAGGCCCGCAGUCCCUCCCAGUCAUUCGUCUGAAUCGCCCAAGACUCCCAAGACUCCCAAGACCCCCGCAGACGAGGGAAUCGACUUCUUCGAGGCUGCAUUCAAGCAAGGAGACAAGCCGAUCCGUGUCUACGAGCUGCAACUAGAUCCUGAUGGCGGUCCUAACAAGGACAGAGCUUACGUGCGUCUUCCACCGGCCUAUACGCCCUACGUCCUUCGUGUUUCCCUCGAUGCAGGAACCCCUGCAUCAAAGAACGGCGUGUUCAAAACCAAUUUUCCCCUUGACGGCGGUCAAUUUGCUCGUGAUCGUUUUGCAGAGCGCAAGCUUCCGACCAACUUCUCAAAGCCUAUUCGGAUCGAUUUACCCAUCUCGCAGGCGGGCGCAUUUGUCUACUGGGUCGAGUACGAUGGCGACACUCCGGGUUCGCGCGUGAAGGGCCGAGAGGGCUACUUCAACAUUGACCCCAUCCUUCGUACUAGGGCGCGUUCACCCAUCCUUUCCUCGGAUGGGUCUAUAUCAGUGAGAGGUGGUACAGUGGGAUCAGGCUAUGUGGACCUCCCUCUUGAUGGUAUCUCCAUCCUGACCGUUGUGUCGAAAUGGAUGGGUCUUACCACUUCAUGGCCCGAAUACUUCGCGGAAGCUAGUGCGAGAGGCUAUAACAUGCUCCACUGGACACCGCUUCAGGAGCGAGGUGAAAGCGACAGUCCUUACUCGAUCAGGAACCAGCUCGUCUAUGAAUCAUCCAUGUUUCCGAGCGGAAAGCAGGACCUUGGAUCGGACGGCGGUAAGGCGAAACUCGAGGAGACGCUGAAGGUCGCCAAGGAAAAGUACGGAUUGUUGAGUCUCAUUGACGUCGUCUUGAAUCACACCGCCAACGAUAGUCCCUGGCUGCUUGAUCAUCCAGAAGCAGGUUACAGCCCCGCGAACACUCCGCAUUUGACUCCGGCCCUUGAGCUUGACGACGCCAUAAUCCAGUUCUCUGCUACACUCUCGUCACUUGGUCUGCCAACCGCUGUGAAGUCGCAGCAUGACAUAGACACUCUGGUCAGUAAAUUCAGGGAAUACAUCAAGAAGCUCGACAUGUGGCAGUACUACGUCCUCGAUGUCUCCGCAGAACGUGGACGCGUAAAAGACGCGUUCAGAAAAAGGAAUGUGAAGGCUUGGACCGGACCAGAUGUUGCGCGCAAGAGUGUCGAGGAGCUCGCAGAGAUCGUCAGGACUUCUGGGCAAAUAUUGGGUUAUCGCAAACUGGAGAAGAAGUUUGGUACUCACGUCGAGGGUCCCGUCGCAGCUGGGUUUGUCAAGGCUGCAUUCGCAGACCUGGAAGACGACGGUAGCGCUCUGGCGGACGCUUGGGUGCGUGUUGUGGAUGUGAUAAACGUGCCUCUAUAUGAAGAGUGGAACGAAGACACAGAGGCCGCUCUAGAUAGCAUCAAGAAUAGGCUGAAGUACACCCGACUAGACGACCAUGGACCAAAGUUGGGACCUAUCACCGAACAAUCUCCAUUGGUUGAGUUGUACUUCACUCGUCUUAACCACAAGGCCGAAAAAGAUCCACUCAAGUAUUCGCUUGCGAACAAUGGGUGGAUCUGGAAUGCCGAUCCUCUCGCCAACUUCGCGUUGCCGCCAUCGAAGGCAUACCUUCGCCGAGAAGUCAUCGUCUGGGGCGACUGCGUCAAGCUGCGUUAUGGUGACGGUCCUUCGUCCAACCCAUGGCUAUGGGAGUACAUGACGGAAUAUGUGACUUCACUCGCACGCACAUUCGAGGGCUUCCGCAUAGAUAAUUGUCACUCGACCCCGCUUCAUGUCGGCGUUAGGCUGCUUGACGCAGCGCGUGCCGCAAAUCCGGAUCUGUAUGUAUGCGCAGAGUUGUUCACCGGAAGCGAGGAGACCGACACGAUCUUUGUGAGUCGGCUGGGCAUCAAUAGUUUGAUCAGGGAGGCUGGGAAUGCUUGGGAUCCGAAGGAGUUUUCUCGGCUGCUCUACCGCCAUGGUCUUGGGAAGCCAGUCGGAUCUAUGGACAGUGCUUGUGUGACGAGCAAGGAAGAACUGCCACCCCCAACGGGCAAAGGUCCGACGCGCGAAUGUCUCGUUAUUCCGCACAACGGCUCCACGCCUCAUGCACUAUUCUUCGACCUCACGCACGACAACGAGACGUACCUAUUCAAGCGCUCUGCGGAAGACGCCCUGUCUACUGGCGCUUUGGUCGCCUUCUCGUACUCUGCGAUCGGUUCGGUGAAAGGCUUUGAUGAUCUGUAUCCGAAGCUACUGUAUCUCGUUGGCGAGAAGCGGAAAUAUGAGAUCACUGGGCUGGGGGAAAGCAGCGGCAUAGCGAAGGCGAAGCAUCUCUUGAAUGCGCUGCACACUGAGAUGGCACUCGGUGGUUACGAGGAGGGACAUGUCCACCAGGAGAAUGAGUACAUCGUGCUAACUCGCGCUCAGCCGGCAACGCAGAAGGGAUAUGUGCUAGUAGUACACACAGCGUUCUCGAAGGGAUCAAAGGACCGUGGACAUAUCACCCCAAUCAAGCUUCGACUGACCAAGGCAAAAUUCAUAUAUGGCGCUAGUAUCGAUAUCUCGUCUUACGAAAUCGACAAUGAUGCCAAGACUCUAUACGGUCUCCCAAGCAAGUUGGUAGAGAUGCCCAAUAUCGUCGUACCCCAAGGUCUCGAUCAUGAAGGGCCUUACUCUGAGAUCGUCGUGCCAGAGUAUUUCCCGCCCGGAAGUUUUAUGCUGUUCGAGACACACCUCCAGAACCUCGAUUUGAGCCUUGACGAAUUCUGCAAAUCUGGCGCGAACGCAGCGUUUGAGGAUCUCAACCUUGUUGACCUCAAUGUGAUGCUGCACCGGGCGGACGGCGAAGAGAGAGACGCUACUGACAGUAAGAUAUCGACCUACGUGAUACCUGGAAUGGGCAAUCUCGUUUAUUGUGGCCUGGAGGGUUGGAUGCACCCGCUGAGACAUAUCAUGCGAUACAACGACCUUGGGCACCCUCUAUGCGGGCAUUUGCGGGAGGGUUCAUGGGCUUUGGACUACGUCCAUGAGCGGUUGUCCGAGCAAACAACCUCGUUCCCGAACUUGGCGAAACCGGCGGCAUGGUUCAAAGAGAGGUUCGAGCGGAUCAAGACAAGCGUGCCGCCUUUCAUGAGGCCGAAAUACUUUGCCAUCGUCAUCUCAGAGGCCUAUAAGGUCGCGCGGCGGCUUGCCAUCGAACAAUGCUCGGAGUUUGUUUUCACUGGGCACUCGUUUACGCAGGAUCUUGCGCUGUGUUCUGUGCAAAUGCACGGACUGGUCAAGUCUGCGUCGCUCGACCCUGGAAAGCCUACACCGUCCCUUGCCGCUGGAUUGCCCCACUUCGCCUCGGGGUGGGCGAGGUGCUGGGGACGAGAUGUAUUCAUCUCGCUCCGCGGUUUGUUCCUCACAACGGGCAACUUUGCCGGUGCGAAGGCUCACAUCUUGUCCUUCGCAUCGACUUUGAAGCAUGGCUUGAUCCCUAACCUCCUCGACUCCGUCCGAAACCCCAGGUACAACUCCCGUGACUCACCUUGGUGGAUGUUGCAAAACAUCCAAGACUACGUGCUUAGUGCUCCGGACGGUCUCGCCUUACUUUCCGAAUCAGUCAAGCGACGUUUCCCGAAGGAUGAUACCUGGGUUGCAUGGAACGAUCCCAUGGCGUACGCCUACUCCAGCACGAUUGCGGAAAUCAUCCAGGAGAUCCUGCAGCGUCAUGCCGACGGAAUCUCGUUCCGUGAACACAAUGCCGGCCCGAACUUGGAUAUGCAGAUGAAAGACGAGGGCUUCAACAUCGACAUCAAGGUGGACUGGAACACCGGUCUCAUCGUGGGUGGUAACCAGCACAAUUGCGGUACUUGGAUGGACAAGAUGGGAGAGUCAGUGAAGGCCGGCACGAAGGGUGUUCCGGGUACACCGCGCGAUGGUGCCCCAGUGGAGAUUACGGGGCUGCUGAAGAGCACGUUGAGGUGGUUGAAUCAACUGUCUAGUGCUGGGAUAUUCCCCUUCAAAGGCGUCGAAGCUGAGAUCGAUGGUAAACGACGGCUAGUCACGUACAAAGAGUGGGAUGACUUGCUGCAGACGUCGUUCGAGCAAUGCUACUACGUGCCAUUAGACGCAGAGGAAGAUCACAAGUACUUCGUCAACCCAGCCAUCAUCAAUCGCAGAGGCAUCUACAAGGAUGUCUUCGGGUCGGGACCGAGGAGAGAGUGGUCGGACUAUCAGUUCCGUCCCAAUUUCCCAAUCGCAAUGACCGUUGCGCCGGAGCUGUUCGACCCACAGCACGCCCUUCAAGCGCUCAGGCUCGCCGAUCAGGUUCUGCGGGGCCCCCUCGGUAUGAAGACUUUGGAUCCCGCAGACAUACAAUAUCGACCAUACUACGAUAACUCAAACGAUGGCACUGAUCCAGCCAUUGCCAAGGGUUUGAACUACCAUAAUGGACCUGAGUGGGGAUGGCCGUUGGGCUACUUCCUUCGCGCUUAUUUAUACUUUGACACGCGUGUUGGCGCCGGUAAAGAGGAUCCCACACAGACGCUCCAUUACCUUCACCGAUACCUUCUCGCCCCGCGAAGCCAUGUCCAACACGAUCCAUGGGCUGGUUUGCCCGAACUCACGAACAGGGAUGGCGAGCUGUGUCGUGAUUCAUGCAACACGCAGGCGUGGAGUGCGAGCACCGUACUUGACUUCCUGCAGGAGGUGCACAAGUUGAGCGCUACGUCUGGGUGA